AGCACAUACAUAGGCCUAUAUGUAUUUCUCUCUCUCUUUUUUUUUCUUCUCUUUUUUUUUUCUACAGUAUUCCUUGAAGGACUCAUGAUGUACAUCACUUCCACCACCCAGCUGCAGACCCUUCCUCUUUAAACUCUCGCGGGAGAGACCUCGUCGUCACACUGGUGGGCCGGACCGGAAACAAAACAACAUGGCGGCCCCCAUCGAACGAAGCUGCUGCAUUUCGGGAUAAAGCUGCGGCGGAGGACAAUUAUUCUCUUUCUUAGAUUAAAAUAAGAGAAAGAAUGGACUCCAUUGGAGACGAAGAGCCGGACCCAAUAAGGCUGAAGUCCAUCAAGAAUAAUAAAACGUUUACAGUGCCUCAAAAUGACAGGUUUGGAAGCUGCAGAAGCGUCAGAGAGUUUGAGAAAUUCAACCGCAUCGGAGAAGGAACUUAUGGAAUUGUCUGUAAACGAGCCCGAGACACCAAAUCGGACGAGAUUGUAGCUUUGAAAAAGGUCCGCAUGGACAAAGAGAAGGAUGGGAUCCCCAUCAGCAGCCUCAGAGAGAUCAACCUGUUGCUCAGACUCAGACAUCCCAACAUAGUGGAGCUGAAAGAAGUGGUUGUUGGAAGCCAACUGCAGAGUCUGUUCCUGGUGAUGAGUUACUGUGAACAGGACUUGGCCAGUCUGCUGGAAAACAUGCAGACGCCGUUCUCUGAGGCUCAGGUGAAGUGUAUUGUCCUUCAGUUGCUUCGAGGUUUGGAGUAUCUCCAUCACAACUUCAUCAUACACAGGGACCUGAAGGUGUCUAAUCUGCUGAUGACAGACAAAGGCUGCGUUAAGAUCGCUGACUUUGGAUUGGCCAGAAUGUACGGCAUCCCCCAGCAGCCCAUGACGCCUCGAGUGGUCACACUGUGGUACAGAGCUCCAGAGCUCCUCCUAGGGACCAAAACGCAGACUACAGCUCUGGACAUGUGGGCUGUCGGCUGCAUAUUGGCAGAGCUGCUGGCUCACAAACCUCUUCUGCCUGGAACCUCCGAGAUCCAGCAGGUGGACCUGAUCGUUCAGCUGCUGGGAACGCCCAAUGAAAACAUCUGGCCGGGUUUCUCGCAGCUGCCUCUCAUAGGUCAGUACAGUCUGAGGAAGCAGCCGUACAACAACCUGAAGAACAAAUUCACCUGGUUAUCUGAUGCAGGACACAGAUUGCUCAACCUGCUUUUCAUGUACCAUCCACAGCGCAGAGCUAAUGCCAAAGACUGUCUGGAGAGUUCAUACUUCAAAGAGAAGCCUCUGCCCUGUGAACCCGAGCUGAUGCCAACCUUCCCCCACCAUCGCAACAAGCGGGCCUCUGCUGCUUCAGCUGAGAAUCACUCCAAACGCAGCAGAGUGUGAUGAAGACGGGGAGACAGUGGACUCAACCCUGCCUUUUCUGCAGGGACCGUGACUGUGCUCAUGAGGAGGUUUUCCUUUAGUGUUUGGAGCAAACAGACCAGUUGAACUCAACUAAAGCAAACAAACUGUGGCACAGAUAAACAUCACACUGGACUGCCCACACAGUCCUCUGCAUUGAUCAACGUCCCAGAGGUCAUGUGAUCAUUAAAAGGCUGUAACCACACGUUAUGUGAUAAAGGUCAAGUGAUACGGUAACUGAACCAACUUGCUUGUGCUUGGGUCUGUUUGAAGACCUUUGUCAGGAGAAAACGGAAAUGAAGUUGAAGAACGUGCCUGUACAAUUCAAAGAGUUAGUGGUCAAAUAAAUGGAUGGCAAGCCUUGUUAAGAAAGCAUGUAGCCAGUUUUCUCCUCAUCACCAUCAGUGUGUCUCUAUGACCAGUUAUGUGUCCAGAUAAAGUGUCCUUCAUGGAAAAUGUGGAACCCCUGCUUUCAUUUUUUUGGAUUUGUUUUCCUGGCAGUUAAAGUAAAAGGUAAACUUUCAGGGUAUUUGCUUACUAGUCAUCUUCCCUUUUUUGAUUUUUGACUGUAAGUGUCAUAGAGUUAGCCUGUAUUUCCAAAACAUCAGUGAAAAGAAAAUCUAAGUAGUCUUGAAAAUGAUUUUCUCUGUAAUUGUUCACAGAAAAAUGUUGGAACAGCAGCAUGUCUGGCAGUGAACUUUACAAAAUGAACAAAGGUCUUCUCCUCUUCAUAACAAAGAGGCCUGCUAAAAACGUGGAGUCAGGCGGUUUUAAGGGAAAUAAUCAAUGCCUCUCCAACUGAUGUCAGGAGGGGCUACACGAUCAGAUUCUUGUUCCCUCUUCAUUAUCAUCUUCAUUAUAUAAGGAGCCAAAUUAUCCAGAGGUUUCCUCCUCUCCAAACCAACUGGCAAAUGGCGUCAGGUGGGGGGGGGGGGCGAGGUGAGCUGCCAAUUGGUUUAUGAACAGUCUCAUCUUUUUUUUAAAAGGUCAGGAUUCCUUCAAUGCUCAUUAAUAAGACUUUUACCUCUUCUAACUCUGACAUGCACAACUUUACUCUUCUGCAAAUGGACUUGUUGAUUUAAACCUGGAAAAACACUUGAGUGUUUCAGGAACUACUGUGUCUUUCUUAUCUCCUGCAGCAGCUGUGGCUCAGUGGUAGAGUCGUUAGUCUCUUAACAGAAAGGUUAAGAGGUUUGAUCCCCAGCUCCUGCAGUCACAUGCUGAUGUCGUGUACUAUGGCAAGACACUGAACCCUGAAUUCCUACCACUGCAACGUUUGUGACGUCAGUGGUGUGUGAUUGUUUAUGAAUGGAAUUAGAUGAUACUGAUGGACACUUUACAUAAGCAGCCUCUGCCGUCAGUGUGCAAGUGUAGUGCGAAUGUGUAGGUGUGACCUGCGGUGUAAAGAAUAUAAGUGUUAUACAAGCUUAAGUCCAUUUACCAUGUUAUCAUUCCGCAGGUCUUUCAGAGCUGCAACUGAGCUGUCACUCACUUUAACUCACUCGCUGAUUAAUGUGCUUCAUGAACUGAUCGAAGUAGCAAAGCCCGAACCUUAUUCAACCACAUGGGGAACUGUUUGAAAUGUCUCAGCUUGAAUGCCUAAAAUGAACUGUGAAACAAAGCUAGUCUUGUCUGCAAAAAUCACCAAAAAGAUCAGUUGACAUUCGGUUGCCAGUAAAAGUAUUUGGCUGAAAUUCACUGAACUGGGAAAGCAAACUGAAAUCUUACUGGACAACCUCUAAAUCCAUUCACACAAGCAGUUUUUGAAUACAAUAAAAAAUGUCAAACCAG
Molecule: messenger RNA, 3182 nt
Organism: Labrus bergylta (ballan wrasse)
Lineage: Eukaryota; Metazoa; Chordata; Actinopteri; Labriformes; Labridae
Source: RefSeq, a predicted model, not a curated record